Tetranychus urticae (two-spotted spider mite) is the source of this 2068-nucleotide messenger RNA. RefSeq names its product Gle1 RNA export mediator (gene Gle1). The record is from RefSeq and is a predicted model, not a curated record. Lineage: Eukaryota; Metazoa; Arthropoda; Arachnida; Trombidiformes; Tetranychidae. Gene Ontology annotation, cellular component: nuclear pore cytoplasmic filaments; cytoplasm; nuclear pore. Gene Ontology annotation, biological process: poly(A)+ mRNA export from nucleus. Gene Ontology annotation, molecular function: phospholipid binding; translation initiation factor binding; inositol hexakisphosphate binding.
UAAUUACAAUCAAACCUGUUCUAGAGUUUUAAUAUUUCAAUUCUCCUUCGCUCUCUUUUCCUUUCUCCCUCUCUCUAUCUUUAUAUAUCUCUCUUUCAAUCUUUAAUCUCUGUGAUCUUUUGCAUUUUUUCUCCCUCUUCUAUACUCCCUCUUUCUGUCUCUAUCGGUCUCACUGUGUUUACAUCUUCUCUGCGAUUUAGAUGAUGAGUGAUAAUUUCCAAACUUCCAACUCAAUUUCAUCACAUCAACAAACAAUUUAUGUGCUACCUGGUAAACUUAAACUCCCCAUUCAUUUCACAGAUGCAGCUGAUAUCUUGCAGGAUGAUAAAAUUAAAGAUGAAGUUUCGAUGGAAACAGCUGAGUUUAGGUCAGAAGAGAUUCAAGGAAUAGAAGAGGAUAAAGAUGAGCAAGCUAUUUGUAAUAUGUUGCAAAUGUUGGAAGCUAUACGACGCGAAAACGUGCUAAGUUUUUUGGACAAAAAGAAAGAAGAACUAGAGAAUUAUGCGAAAAUACAGAAUCUAAAAAACAAGAGUUUGGAACAUAAAAAGACAUUCGCCACAAAAUUGCAGGAGUUGCUGAUUGAAGAUAAAACUGAUGAAGAUACAGAGAUGUAUAAACCAAUCAUCACACCAUCACAGCCUGAUACAACAAUUAAAGAUGAGAAACCGGAAAGUGAAAAUUUUAAAGUGAUAAAGGAUGUUCAAUUGAAUAUUGAAUAUAAAUUGGAUACUGAAUGUCAACUGGACACUGAAUGUCAGCCAGAAACUGAAUAUAAACUAGGCACUGAAUGUCAACUGGACACUGAAUGUCAACUGGACAUUGAAUUUCAGCCAGAAACUGAAUGUCAACAGGACAAUGAACUUAAACAGGACACUGAACAUAGACAGACCGCUGAACAUAAACAGGCCACUGAACCUAAACAGGCCGCUGAAUGUCAACCGGACGCUGAUUAUCAACUGGAAACAUUUUGUGUAAAUUUUGAAAAAUCGCUCGUGGGUUUUAUUACUGAAAAUAGAUUCAAAGCUUAUCGAAACGAGCUUCAACUUUUCAUUCGGACAACAAUCAAUACAAUAUCUAGAAAUUCAGUUGAAGAAGUAAAGACAAAAGCCAAACAGUUAAUUUUGCUUCUGACAAAAUCACCAAUAUAUUACAAAGGGAAACAAUUAGAUUGUUGUCAACAUCCUGAUGCCCUGAAUUUUUGUUUACACUUUACUGCUAAAACUUUCAUUAGCUCUGGUGUUGUUCAGGUUUCAUCUGUUUCCGCUGCGGCAUUUCCUAUUGGUGCCACAAUAGCUUUGCUUUGGUCCCAUUCGCCUACAUUUGGUAAACUUUUUCUUGGUCUUUUGAUCCAAAAAUGUCCCUAUGUUAAACCAAGCUACUCGAACAUCCAGCAUGAGAAUAACGAAUCUUACUUCAAACGUUGUAGAGCUCUUUUAAUGGUUUACGGUGCAGUAAUCCAGGUAGGAUUAUCAAAUAAACAUCCACAUGGAAUACGUUUCGGAUGGAUUUGGUUAUCAAGUAAAUUACGUCAAAACCCAGAUCCCUUUAUUACGUCAAAUAUUUUAGAAGCUUUUCUGCAAAUAACAUCAUUUAAGAUGGCCAAAUGUUAUAAGAAGCAAUUUUAUAAGAUUUUAUUUUUUAUAAAAAAUGUUUACCUGCCAAUGAUAGCAAAAAUAGUUGGAGCAGAAGGUACUAGGCAGCCUUACAUCAAAUUUGAAUUAUUUAUCAAAGAGUUGAUUGACAAAUUUGUAAAGUUCGGAUAUAUUAGUCAACCUGACGGAUUUAUCGAUAGAGUUUAAAUGCCAACUUAAGCUGAUACAAUUGUAUAUUUAUUUUGAUAUUUCUGUCUUAAAUGUGGACGAAAAUGGGAUAAUUGCUCAGAAUCUAAAUGACUAAUUACUAUUGAAAUUGAUUAUUAUCGCUUGCUUUCAAAUAUUCCUAUUUGAAAGUAAAUCAACAAUGUCACCAAUAAUGAAAAGAUGGCCUGAAAUCUUAUUUAUUGUAAAUAAGUGUGUAUAGUCAUUUAAUUAAAUAGUCGCAUAAAUAAAAAUUGUUUUACAAACGUAAA